GUUUCUCCUGCAGUUUUUCCCCGACAACCCGACCGUGUGGCCAUAGUGACCGGAGGCACGGAUGGCAUCGGCUAUGCCACGGCGAAGCAGCUGGCGAGGCUCGGCAUGCACGUGAUCAUAGCCGGAAACAAUAACAGCAAAGCCCAAGACGUUGUGCGGAGACUAAAAGAGGAGACGUUGAAUGACAAAGUGGAGUUUUUAUACUGUGAUCUGGCUUCCCUGACGUCCAUCAGGCAAUUCGUCCAGAAGUUCAAGAAGAAGAAAAUCCCUCUCCAUGUCCUGGUCAAUAACGCCGGCGUGAUGAUGGUCCCGCAGAGGAAGACCAGAGACGGAUUUGAGGAGCACUUCGGGCUGAACUACCUGGGCCACUUCGUCCUCACCAACCUCCUGCUGGACUCCCUGAGGGAGGCCGGACGUCCCGGCCGCACCGCCAGGGUGGUGACCGUCUCGUCCGCCACGCAUUACGUGGGCGAGCUGCGCAUGCGCGACCUGCACGGCAGGUGCGCGCCCGCGGGGGGCCGAGCGGGAGGGGGCUCGAGACGGGCCGGGCCGUCGGCGCGGGAGGGCGCGGGGCUCGGGCUCAGCGUCGCGGGAGCCGGUGCACCCCAGCCCCGCGGGCGGCCAGCGCGUCCCAGCGACACUUACGGCGACCGUCGUCCACGAACCACCUUCCGCUCGGCGGCCACACAAGUAAGCGCGGGCCGCGAUGGGCCCAUCGGACCGUUGCCCAGGAACGCUGCCACCCUCCCGCCCCCGCUGGAAACUCGCGUCUGUGGGGGCCCCAAGAAUCCCGUGCCCUGUGCUCCCAAAGCUGACGCGUCCUGGCCUUCCCUCUCCCGGCAGACCCCAGAUGAGGGAGCCUGGACCUCCGUCUACGCAGCAGUCACCCCGGACCUGGAAGGAAUCGGAGGCCGCUACCUUUACAACGAGAAAGAGACCAAGUCUCUGACGGUCACAUACGACCGAGAUCUCCAGAGACAACUGUGGGCCACAAGUUGCCAGAUGACCAGCAUCCCUGACGUGACCCAAGACACCCUCUUGGGGUAACGGCCACAUUGGGAAGACCUCGCCUCGGCCCGGCAAACGCAGGUCUGUGACCGAUCCCCGUGUCUGCUUUUCCACAGCUGUUGCCUUCAGGGCUCUGUCCCCAACGGUCUCCUGUCUGCUGUCCUGCCUUUGCGGGAAAUCGGGGAACAAAAGAAAUAUUGAGUGUGGCCUCCAAGUGGCCGUGAGCCACAAAUUGUGUGGCAAGUUUCUCCCAAGUGCCAGGAACCAUUAAAUGCUGCCUAAGCCAA
Molecule: messenger RNA, 1295 nt
Organism: Herpailurus yagouaroundi (jaguarundi)
Lineage: Eukaryota; Metazoa; Chordata; Mammalia; Carnivora; Felidae
Gene: DHRSX
Product: dehydrogenase/reductase X-linked
Exons: 5
Biological process (GO): positive regulation of autophagy
Cellular component (GO): extracellular region
Source: RefSeq, a predicted model, not a curated record